ACCGUCAGUCCCACCGCCAUUGUUUCGCCAACCUUUACUUCUGGGACGUGAAUUAAUGUGCGUAAAGUUGAAUUUUUUCACAAAUUGUCUCAUUAAAAGGCGAUAGAAGACCGUGGACAUUGGCCAUUUGGCGAUUAAAUCCGGGUGGAAAAGGUGACGUUUCGAUUAGACAACUCGACAGCCGUGAACGGGAACGAUUGGAGUGGGAAGAAGAGGAAGAACGCCUCCGCCAACGUAGCAUGUCCACAAUGAAUCCCGAAUACGAUUACCUGUUCAAACUUCUUCUGAUCGGUGACUCUGGUGUCGGUAAAUCGUGUUUACUCCUCCGUUUCGCUGAUGACACGUACACAGAGAGUUAUAUAUCCACCAUAGGUGUGGAUUUUAAAAUAAGGACCAUCGAUCUCGAUGGUAAAACGAUAAAACUACAGAUUUGGGAUACAGCUGGCCAGGAGAGAUUCCGAACAAUAACGAGUUCCUACUACAGAGGGGCACAUGGUAUUAUUGUUGUGUACGAUUGCACGGAUCAGGACUCAUUCAAUAAUGUUAAGCAGUGGCUAGAGGAGAUUGAUCGUUACGCGUGUGACAAUGUCAAUAAGUUGCUAGUCGGCAAUAAGUGUGAUCUCACUCCCAAGAAAGUCGUUGAUUAUGCAACUGCUAAGGAAUACGCAGAUCAAUUGGGCAUUCCCUUCCUGGAGACAUCGGCGAAGAACGCCAUGAACGUGGAGCAGGCGUUCAUGACAAUGGCUGCUGAGAUAAAAGCCAGAGUUGGCCCUCCCUCGGGUGCUGCUGUCGAUCCCGCUAAUAAAGUCAAGAUUAAUCAAGGGCGUGAUGUCGAUGCACCAAAAUCCGGAUGCUGCUGAAACUUCCAACUCGUUUACUCCCAAUUUAAUAACCAAAAUAACAUCACAAUACGGCAUUAUCCUGGUGCAGGCUUGAGUGGAUCAGCCAACAGGGACACCAGAACAUUGCUCGAUGUAUUUGGUUAACACCUACGAAGAAACAUAAACCGAAAAAAUGGCAAAAAGUAAUAAAAAAAAAAGCGUGUGAAAAAAAAUUGUUUUCCUCCCCCCAGAGGGAGAUAAUUUUUACAAGUAUCCUCCCUCCCACUCAAGGACCAUCAACCCGAGUUGUACAAAUGCUGAAAAAUGUUGAGAGAGAAAGAAAAAAUCAUCAUAAUUAACUGACGAUAAACCGAUGAUUGAGUAUGAGAUAAAAUCAAUUGAGAAUGAAUUAGUCAUAAAAUAAUGCGAAUGAACUGGGUAUGAUCUUCGCUGAAUUAGCUGCCUCUCCUACCUUAAUAGCCCAUCUGAAUAAUCCAUCGUGUUGGUAAUGAUAAAGUAAUAAAAAAAAAAGGGUGCGAGAGUGAUUCGAUUUCCGUAUAAUAAGAUUACACAUGAAAGCAAGUAAUUUUGUGAUUGAAUAAAGUCAAUCAUAACGAGAGGACUCAUUAAAAAAAAUACGAAUAAAAUUAGCACAUUUGUUCAAUAGAUCGAUAAAAAAUGCGACUAUCUCUGGAACGAUUGGGUUUACAGAAAAAUGUGACAGAAUAUUUUUUGUGGAGGAUUCAAUUCUGCACAGAACAUGUAUCUUGACUUUUCUCUCUAAAACCAAUAAUUUGAAAGAUAAUUCUCCAUUUUCACGAGUAAUUGGAUUUUUUUACACUCCAUUCAAUCACAAAAUGCAACACAAAUGAACUAAGUAAAUAAUUAAUUAAUUAGAUUGUGUAUGAUUGUGAAAAAAAAGGGAGAGAAGGAAAAUUAACUAUUGAAAUGAAACAACAGCAAGCACCAUUAUUUUUAGCCUAAUUGUAAUAUGUAUAGAUAAUUAUUCAAACGUGUGGUGGGUAAUAUCUGUAUUCCCCCCCUCCCCUCCUUUCCCUUUCCCCAAUCGUUGCUUAUCAUUUUUCCUUUAUUUGUUGGUUUAACGCUGGGCAAGCGCAGCAUAUUCAACUUUCAGUGUCCAAUAAAUGUUUUUUUAAUUGAACAAAAAAAUUUGAGUAGAUCUAUUAAUUAUGGAUCAAGUUAUUGCGAUGAUGUGGACAUGAAGCGGAAAAAACCAAUGGCCUGUUUUGCUUUUUUAAUAAAGAGAAAAUGAAUGAGAAAAGUCGUGAAAAUCUGUA
Molecule: messenger RNA, 2119 nt
Organism: Diachasmimorpha longicaudata
Lineage: Eukaryota; Metazoa; Arthropoda; Insecta; Hymenoptera; Braconidae
Gene: Rab1
Product: Rab1
Exons: 4
Coding region: 240-860 (206 amino acids)
Biological process (GO): vesicle-mediated transport
Molecular function (GO): GTPase activity; GTP binding
Source: RefSeq, a predicted model, not a curated record